GCAGGCGCGCAGCCAGUGUACGUCUCGUUGGCUGAGUGAAGAACACACCACACGGCUGUAGCGGCGCGCACUCGUGUUAAUGACAACAAUAAGAGUAAAACAUAUUAAAAAAGUGCUGUGCGAAUUUCCAGCAUCGCCAUCAGACACUCACGGACGAAAAUCGACGCGAGUAUACACUACGAGCGCAUGCAUCGGCGGUGUCGGUGUGCUGUUGUGCUGAUGAGUGAAUUUCGUCGUUUCGUGCAUCGCGUAACAACGCUCCGGCUUAACGACUGUGCGCUCACCUUACUUACUCAUCGCACAAUUCGAUCCAAACGAUUCCAGCUACGCGGCGAAGAGGAACAAGGAAGGAAAACCGCGCCGGAGCAUGUAACGAGGCCCGCACACUACAAAACUGACUCUCGGCGUAGUGUUGUAUUGUUUUAGUUAAUUGCGCCACGCUAUAUUACCAUUUUUACUGUUAUCCGUGCGGUGCCGCCGCGUUUGCCAUCUCGCAUCGCAGCGCACCGAAAAUCUGCGCGAGAAGAAAAACACUAAAUACAGCCGUAAACAGCAGCCGGUGACUCCAACGCGCGCUGCGCCGCGAAUAAUAGUUAACCGCGUCGAUGUGCACGUGCGACGCGCGACGCAUCGAUAAGUAACGUCAUGCAAACGAGCUACAGUGCAAUGUACAGGCCGAAUUUCUACGAGAGCACGUGUCUGCGAUGCCAGGAGACAGUCUAUCAGGUGGACCGUGUUGGCCCGCUCAAAGAUUUCACUUUCUACCACAGCGGUUGCUUCAAGUGUGCCAUCUGUGGUACCAAACUCACCCUUAAAACCUACUACAAUAACCAGCACAAGCAGGAAGACAAGGAAGUGUACUGCAGUAGCCACGUGCCGAAAAUCGGUCCAGGUCAUUUGGAUGGGUCGUCUGUUGGUAUUCGCUCGGCGCUGAAUGUGCCCAAAUCUAGUAACUUCGUCAAUGAACAGAUACGAUGCACCGGAAGAGGGACCUUCGACGCAGAUGCGUUGAAUAUCCGAACACAUGUGAAUGGCAGCACAACGCAACCGUUGUCGCCGACUGGGCACGAACGAAACAACUACAGCCCUAAUGUAUACCCACAGAACAACCACAACGAUUCUCCUGGCUACCAAUAUGGCCGUUUUGACGCUAGCGCUUUGCACAUUGCACACGCGCUUAAACAAACCGAAAUACAAAAGGCUUACAAGACGCACGUGGAGAAACCAAUCGAUUGUUACUUGGACCGUGAUGAACAGCGCCGACUUGAAAUGAAACAUCGCAAAGAAGAGGACGACUUGUAUCGAAAAUUCAAACACAAUCGGGAUGAGGAGGAGAAAAAAAUACGCGACGAAAUUCGAGACGAAUGGGAACGAGAAUUGCAACGCUUAACGAAUCGUUUCGAACGGGAAAUGCAGCUGAAACGAAAACGCGACGAUCAGAAUGUGUUGACGUUGCGACACCAGCAGGAAAAGGACGCCUUGGAGAAGAACAUGACGCUACGGCGCGACAAAAAGAAAGAGUCGCUCACGAGGAAGAUGCUCGAGAACGAAAGAGCAGCAACAGCGGCGCUGGUCGAAAAGCAGAGUCAUGAAAUGAUGGAAUUGAUCAACGAAAAACGCAGUGAAUACAUGAUGGCCGAGUCGAUAUACAUGGAGGAUAACGUAGAGGAAGUGACACCUUAUCCGAGCCAUGCACCUCUCCCGGCACCGCCAGCAUUAUCCAAGUUUCAAAUAUACAGCGAUCCCAUCGAGUUUGCUAAUGUUGAUCAAAUUGCUAUCUCGGUGGCACAAGAAGACCAAAAAUCAUUUACUGAUUUAGUUCGACAGUUGGUUGGUCGAUGUGGAUCGGAUAUCGAGAAAGCACGUACCAUUUUCCGAUGGAUUACCGUGAAAAAUCUAAAUACAAUGUCGUUUGACGAGAAUCUGCGCGGCGAUUCGCCUAUGGGCUUGCUUCGAGGCAUUAAAAACGGAACUGAAAGUUACCAUGUGUUAUUUAAGCGUUUGUGCAGUUAUGCCGGUUUACACUGCGUAGUCAUUAAAGGAUAUUCAAAAUCUGCUGGUUAUCAACCAGGUGUACGCUUUGAAGACAAUCGAUUUAGGAACUCUUGGAAUGCUGUUUACGUCGCUGGUGCUUGGCGUUUUGUGCAAUGUAAUUGGGGCGCUCGGCAUUUAGUAAACGCCAAGGAAGCACCAAAAGCUGGCAAUAAAACUAAAUCAGAUAGUUUGCGAUAUGAAUAUGACGACCACUAUUUCUUAACUGAUCCCAAAGAAUUCAUCUAUGAAUUCUUCCCAUUGCAAUCUGAUUGGCAAUUAUUAAAGCAACCGAUUACCUUGCAAGAGUUCGAAGAACUACCUUUUGUUAGAUCCUUAUUCUUCCGAUAUGGAUUGUACUUCUCCGACAAGAACACCAAGGCUGUCAUGUUUACAGACUCGACAGGCGCUGCUACUGUCCGAAUUGCAAUGCCAAAUCAUAUGCAAGGAACUUUGAUCUUCCAUUACAAUUUGAAAUUUUAUGAUAGUGACGGUGAUAGUUUUGAAGGCGUCUCACUGAAACGUUUUGUGAUGCAAUCAGUUGUUGGAAAUAUGGUAGCAUUCCGGGUUCACGCACCAUGCAGCGGUGCUUUCCUCUUAGAUAUUUUUGCCAAUGCCGUCACACCGAAAGAAUACCUCACCGGGGAACCGAUGAAAUUCAAGAGUGUUUGUAAAUUCAAAAUCUGUUGCGACGAGUUGCAAACUGUCAUGGUGCCCUUACCGGAUUGUGCUAGCGGUGAAUGGGGACCAACAAAAGCUACCAGACUUUUUGGACUUGUACCAAUUACCCACCAGGAUGCGUUGGUUUUUGCUGGUAGAGAACUCGAAACUCAAUUCCGCAUGUCUCGCCCUUUAACAGACUUCAUGGCAACUUUACACAAAAAUGGCGUCGAAGAGAAGAGACUAUCAAAGUAUGUUAGUCAUAUCGUAACGGAUGACAUAGUUACUUUCAAUAUUAGCUUUCCUGAAGAGGGGCAAUACGGGUUGGACGUCUACACGCGCGAAAUGGCGUCCAUGCAUGACAAUAAUGGCGAAAAGCAUUUACUAACACAUUGUUGUAAGUACCUAAUCAAUUCAUCAAAACGCAAUUAAUUCCACAAACAUUCGUUUGCAUACACUAAGAGAAUACUACCGCUCGUCAUCGAUUAAAACGUGCAAUAAUUAAUUAUUUUUAAUAGAUAUUUAUAAACACAGUGCAAAAUUGCAAAUCUAUUCAUAUACAUACAUAUAUUCACCGUUAUUUGUAUGAAAUGUUUAAAGUAUAAGAGUACAUAUAUUAAUUAUGUAUCUAGUUGCAAUUUGUGCUUUGGAAUUAAACAUUGACAGGAAAACAAGACUGUACCCUUUUUCCUGGAUACGAGAAUCUUUAGAUCAUUAAUUUUAUUGUUAUCUAACGUGAAGUUAAACAAAACGAAACUAUUUAUUUGUUGUUAAAAAAUCAUCACCGCACAUAGAUUUUUAUACAUACGUAAUAUAUUAAUAUAUUUUUGUUAAUUAUUUAAUAAUGUAUUUUGUAACAUUGUUCUAACCAGUUGUAUGCUUUUUAUAUCAAAAUAUAUUUUAAAUAAAUUAUGCAAA
Molecule: messenger RNA, 3609 nt
Organism: Dalotia coriaria
Lineage: Eukaryota; Metazoa; Arthropoda; Insecta; Coleoptera; Staphylinidae
Gene: Hil
Product: peptidase hillarin
Exons: 10
Coding region: 646-3123 (825 amino acids)
Source: RefSeq, a predicted model, not a curated record